Lecanosticta acicola is the source of this 825-nucleotide messenger RNA. The record is from the annotation of a GenBank genome assembly. Lineage: Eukaryota; Fungi; Ascomycota; Dothideomycetes; Mycosphaerellales; Mycosphaerellaceae.
AUGGCGACGAAACGACAAGCACCUGAUGACGCCGACUCGCGGCCUGCCUGGAAACGUCAUAAACCAAAUGAGCACCAACGCAGACCGAACCAUGGCAAGAAGUCGUUCAAGAAAGCCCACCCGGUCAAUGAGCUCAAAUCUUCCAUCCGCUCUUUACGGCGCCUCCUCGACCGACAAGAAAACUUGCCAGCAGACGUGCGCGUAGAAAAGGAACGGGCGCUGCAGACCGCGCAGCGUGAACUCGCAGAAGCAGAGCGGGCCAAGAAGCGGAGCGAUAUGAUUGGAAAGUACCACAAAAUCCGAUUUUUCGAGCGGCAGAAGGCGGAGAGGAGAUUGAAAAAGGCCAGAAAGGAUAUGAAGGCUUGUGAGGAGGGAGGCAAGAAGAAGGAGGAGUUGGAGCGAAAGGUCGCGAAUGCUGAGGUGGAUCUGAACUAUGCGCUUUACUUCCCGCUGGAUCAGGACUAUGUGAAGCUGUGGCCGACGAAGAAGAAUGGGAACGGCGAGGAGGGUUCUGCGACACCAGAGGUGGAGGGUGCAGAGCCGGCAAGACAGGGAGAUCAGCAGAUGUGGGAGCUGGUGAAGAAGUGCACGAAGGAGGGCACGCUGAAGGAUUUGCGGGAGGGCAGGCUGAAGCAAUCCGGAGCUGAUGAUGCAGAGGUGGACCGUUCCUCGUCGAAGAAGCCCAAGAAGGCGGGUGAGCUCAUUACGAGUAAACGUAAGAAGGUCCUCACCAAGAGCAGUGGUUCUCGCGACAGGGUCGAGGGCAAGACAGAGGCCACUGAAGACGAUAGUGGCGAUGAGAGUGGCGGGGGCUUCUUCGAAUAG